Messenger RNA from Seminavis robusta, 1968 nucleotides. Lineage: Eukaryota; Bacillariophyta; Bacillariophyceae; Naviculales; Naviculaceae. The record is from the annotation of a GenBank genome assembly.
AUGGCGGACAACAAUCAUGACGACAACGACGAUGACGAUACGACCGACGGCACCUCGGCAUCCGAUAGUUCUACCUGCAUGACUAUAUCGCUGCAGAGAGAUCAAGUCGUUGUGAUCCCCAAUCUUCCUCCUCCCACCGUCCAAGACAGCAGUGCGAUCCGAGCCAUCACCAUCGCCAUUGCGGACAACUUUGUGCAACUCACAGAUGCCGGCAUUCAGCGACUGGAAGAUAUUCUGACGAGACAUGACAAUCUGGAAUAUAUCAAUAUAGAGCGCUUGACACAUGCGGUGACGUCAAUUUCACUUGGAGCCUUGAUCCGGAUCUUGUGGCUACCCAAUCUCGCCAAAUUGACCGACUUGAGAAUACUGGGCGCCAAUCUGUUGGGAAGUCCCGACGAAUGGCAGCAGUUGGCGCAUGCCAUCCUUCGCGAUCAUUUGCAAUCACUGGCAUUUAUCUGUAUUGUGGAACCAUUGACUUGGUUGUCACGCAUCCCAGAGCGGGCACUGGAUCCGCUGGUACGCGUCUGUGCCAACCACCCCACGCUCAAGUUUGUGGCCACCAACCUAUUUAGUGGAGUUUCCUUGGCGGCCAUUGAUGACUUUUGUCAAUCGCCACAAAUCAUGGGAUUGCACUUGGUGGACACCGAUGUAUCGGGGGACCGGGUGUUUCGAUUCUUUCAACAGAUGCAGUCCAACUCCAAGGUAUGGUUCCUCAGCAUUGCCUUUGCCGAAACUGUCUCCACGGAACACGGAAAAGCUAUUGCCCAAUUACUAUGCCACAAUAGAGCCAUUGCCAAUCUGAGUGUCAAAAGCAAACAACCGCUACACGAAGAUUUUUUGGUGGAACUACUGCAAGGCCUGGCCAAGGCACAGAAACUAGAAGAGUUUUCUCUAGAAGGAUCCGGAGACGGACUCGUCAUUAGCGAUUCGUGUCGGGCCAGAAUUGGCACCACGCUCGAAGAAAAUAAAGUUCUACGCAAGCUGCAGUUGGAUGGAAUUCAGAGUGACACACUGAGAGAGGAAAUUGAUAUCUUUAUGAGGCUCAACCGUGCCGGUAGACGACAUCUCUUGGGCUGUGACGACAAGACGACGCCGACGAGCAGGCAGGAUUGGAUGGAUGCUCUGGGCAACCACAAUACAAGGAACGACCUGAACUGCCUAUACUACUUGCUUUCCAAGAAUCCAGAAGUUAUUUACUGCCAGGACCAACCCAAGCAGCAACAAGAAGAACCGCUACCAACAAAGAAACGAAAAGCCGACGAUAUAUCAUCAGAUGGGCAACACCCCUACUUUGAGGGAAAACAACGAAGAUUUGACCUUCAAGUUCAGUUCCGACUAAAGCAGAACGCCAAGACCAUGUGGUAUGGAGUUGAGCUAGAUGAAAGCCUUAAUCUCGGAACACUGCAAAGAAUGACUACAAAGGCUGCGCUUGGUUUCUGCCAGAAAAUGAACCCAGGUGCUUUCCACAGCAGCAUCUCCACGGAUCCUUGCAUGGUCUUCAAGGUUGACAACAGCAUGGACCGCAUUGCUCAGACUGCACCUGGUGACCUUCCACCAUGUCUAGGAGAAGCUGUUGAAGAAUCAUCUGAGUCAAUCCAAAGGCGCAAAAAGGCAGGUGUUGAGUGGAAUACAAACGAUACCUACACCAUCUCCUGCUUUAGCUCCUACUUUGACUUCUUGACCUGGUCUAUCAUGAAUAUGCCAGGACUGCCAACUAUUGAUGCCACCAAAUUGGUUGGAAAUCAGCCCUUUCGGUUUGUCAUGUACACUCUCAAGGACGAGGACGGAUCCCAUACUCCUGAAAACAAAGACUACAUCUUCAACUUGGAGCUCAGUAACACAGAAAAAAAAAACGUAGUCUUGGCCUGUGCUCAAAGAAUGGAUCGGAGCAAAGGAAAAGAGAAGGAAGCUGAAUCCGGGCCUCUAUCAGGCGCCCAGCUCGAAAGUCCAGAGCCGGCAGGUUGUUGA